This is a messenger RNA of Fundulus heteroclitus (mummichog), 2028 nucleotides long. It is a transcript of the gene aldh9a1b, whose product is annotated as aldehyde dehydrogenase 9 family, member A1b. Gene Ontology annotation, molecular function: 4-trimethylammoniobutyraldehyde dehydrogenase (NAD+) activity; aminobutyraldehyde dehydrogenase (NAD+) activity. Bases 142 to 1698 code for a protein of 518 amino acids. NCBI's taxonomy places the organism in Eukaryota, Metazoa, Chordata, Actinopteri, Cyprinodontiformes, Fundulidae. The transcript has 12 exons. The record is from RefSeq and is a predicted model, not a curated record.
CGUCAGUUUGCUCCGCCCCUCGUUGGACCGCUGCACAACUGGUGAAACGUCAGGAGCUCUAGAAUAUCUUUACUGCGCUAUUUCAUGUGAAUUUUCCCGUGUCCACCGUUUAAAGUUUGGGGUAAAAAGGACGGUGCAAAUAUGCUCCUGAGACUCCUGGCGCUCUCGUGGCGGCCCGCUACCGCUCCCACUUCAUGCGCCGGCGUGAGGUGCUUGUCGUCGGGUUCUGCGAGCAUCACCGUCCCGCUGAACUUCUGGGCUGGACGGAGAAGGACAAGCAAAGCAAGCCGCGACAAGGAAAGCGUUUACGAACCAGCCACGGGCCGAGUCUUGUGUCAUUUGGAGCCGUGCGGUGGGGAGGAGGUUGAUCAGGCUGUGGAGGCAGCUAAGUCGGCUUUUGGCCCCUGGAGCAAAAUGUCGGGGAUGGAGAGGGCAAGGAUCAUGAUAGAAGCUGCUCAUUUGAUAGAGAGCAGGAGAGAGGAGAUCGCUGAAAUGGAGGUGGUCAACAACGGGAAGUCCAUCACGGAGGCCCGUCUAGAUGUGGACUCUGCUAGGCUGUGUAUAGAAUACUACGCAGGACUGGCCAGCACCCUCGCAGGCCAGCAUGUUCAGCUGCCGGGGGGGUCCUUUGCCUACACCCGCAGGGAGCCUCUUGGAGUGUGUGUUGGCAUCGGUGCCUGGAACUACCCCUUUCAGAUAGCUGCAUGGAAGUCUGCUCCCGCCCUGGCCUGUGGCAACUCCAUGGUGUUCAAGCCGUCACCGGUCACACCGGUGACGGCGGUGUUGCUGGCUGAGAUCUAUGCAAAGGCUGGAGCUCCAGAGGGGCUGUUCAACGUGGUGCAGGGGGGCCAGGAAACUGGCAGCUUACUGUGUCACCACCCUGAUGUCGCUAAGGUGUCCUUCACAGGAAGCGUUCCCACAGGACAGAAGAUCAUGGAGAUGGCAUCGAAGGGGGUAAAACCGGUGACUUUGGAGCUGGGGGGGAAAUCUCCCCUCAUCAUAUUUAAGGACAGCGAUCUGGAGAACGCUGUGAGAGGAGCGCUCAUGGCCAACUUCCUGUCUCAAGGACAGGUCUGCAGUAAUGGCACCAGGGUGUAUGUGCAGAAGGAAAUUCUGCCCGAGUUUGUUCAGGCCGUGGUUAAAAAAACGCAGGCGAUUCCAAUCGGAGACCCGCUGCUAGAGAGCACCAGAAUGGGGGCGCUGGUCAGUGGGCCGCAUCUACACAAGGUCUUAUCCUUUGUUGAACAAGCAAAAAAAGAGGGAGCCAAGGUGUUGUGUGGAGGAGAACCUUUUGUCCCGUCAGACCCCAAACUCAGCGGUGGAUACUACAUGACUCCAUGUGUGCUAGGUGACUGCACAGAUGAGAUGACCUGUGUGAAAGAGGAGAUCUUUGGUCCCGUCAUGUCUGUGCUGGCGUUUGAAACCGAACAGGAGGUUCUGCAGAGAGCCAACAACACUACAAUGGGCCUGGCUGCAGGCGUCUUUACAAGGGACGUGACGCGAGCCCACCGUGUGGUGGAGCAGCUCAAGGCUGGUUCCUGCUUCAUCAACAACUACAACAUCACUCCUGUGGAGGUUCCUUUCGGAGGCUUCAAAAUGUCGGGCAUAGGGCGGGAGAACGGCCAGGUGACCAUCGAGUUCUACUCCCAAAUGAAGACCGUGUUUGUGGAGAUGGGAGACGUGGACAGCCUCUUUUAGGCCAGCCGACCUCAGCACGUUGUAGCAGCAGCCCUGAGCCAGAGGCUGAAGGAGACGGCGCGGACCCAACCUGCCGUGGGCCAAAGAUUACACGAUCACCCCAGAGGUCCGGAGAAACGAGCCUUCAAUGACGGCCAUCAUGGAGUUAUAGACCCUCCUUCAGCAAUGACAUGUUUGCCACAGCAGCUUAGGAAAGGCAUAAUUAAGAGACUUGGAACAAAACAAGUGUUUUUAAUAAUCAAGCUUCAUUUCUGUAAACCUGCCUUUUUAUUUGAAAGUAAUCAGAACAACACAUUUGUAACUUUGUGUAAUAAAACGUCCUUCAGACUG